UAAAGUGAUGGCUAUCACGUUUACCAGCGCUGCCUUGAUAUUGUGUAUAUUCUAUUCGGUUACCGGCUGGGAUCUGGCACCCAUCGGGAUAACGGAGUUUUCGAUUAAACACGUUACGCUUUACAAAUCUCGUGCAUUUCUAACGAUUGAUAGUUUCAAUGUAUCACUUGUCGAGACGUCGUGGCCGGAGAACAAAGUGGGCGGAAUCCGGCCGAGAGUGCUGUCGGAUGAUUCGCAUGAAUUAGUCGACAGUUGCGAGGGUUUAAAGUACGUGAUUGGAACCGAUGUCGAUCGAGUAGCGCGUUUGUGGAUUUUAGAUCGCGGCGAUAGUUCAGCAGCCUGUAAUCCGAAAAUACUGAUCCGCAGCUUGAUCAUCACCACGACCAAGGAGAUUUCCUAUGACCUCAGGACGCCCAACCGAGAGUUCCAUUCGAUUGUCGUAGAUCCGAUCCAGGCAUCGGACGGUGACACACGGGCCUUCAUCACACUCAUUAACACCGACUACCUACUAAUGUUUUCUCUUUUCAAGCGCGAAGUUGGAAAAUUUACAUUUGAAAAAAGGGAUCUCUCUCCACUCAGUCCGAUCUCUCUGUCGGAGGUCGCUAUCAAUCAGAACCAACUGUACAUCUCGGAUGGAUUAAGUGGACGCUUGUUCUCGCUUCCGGUCAAGACCAUUCGGCAGUUUUCCUUUCCCGAAUACGGCGUGCAGAAGAUGAUCCUGAAGACGAACGUUACCUACCUCGGACGGUUACUGGGUCGAGCCAGCGGAUUGAAGCUAGACCUGAGGGAUAAUUUAUACUACAUCAUAGCACGAGAUGGUGCUAUCGUCAAGUGCAAACCGGAACAGUCUGUGAGGGCGGAGGAUCAUUUAGUGAUCCUUCAACGGGAUAUCGACGUGAGUCAAAUUAUACUCGGCACCACCGGUAAGGGGUGGGUGGUCGCUAGCCAUUGUAUCUCCAACGAAAGUAAAAGGCAUUGUUUGAGAAUAAACACGUGA
Messenger RNA from Topomyia yanbarensis, 997 nucleotides. RefSeq lists its product as uncharacterized. Lineage: Eukaryota; Metazoa; Arthropoda; Insecta; Diptera; Culicidae. The record is from RefSeq and is a predicted model, not a curated record. The transcript has 3 exons. The coding region runs from base 8 to 997 and encodes 329 amino acids.